Molecule: messenger RNA, 2438 nt
Organism: Arvicanthis niloticus (Nile rat)
Lineage: Eukaryota; Metazoa; Chordata; Mammalia; Rodentia; Muridae
Source: RefSeq, a predicted model, not a curated record
CAGACGGCGGCGCGCGCGCAGCAACCCCAGAGCUGCAUUGCGGAGCGCUGGGGAGAGGCAGGAAAAAAUGGGAGCGAGCCGGCGCGUACGGAAAGCACCGGCGACCACCCAGCCGCAAUGCGGUGCAGGACUCGCCCUGCGAGCUCCAGAUUCCCGCAUCAAAUCCCACCUGCCUCUGAGACCAGCACUCACAGUAGCCCCAGCCCCGAGCUCCAGAGACCACAGCGGCGAGCAGGAUGCUGAAGAGCCGGAGACUCAUCAUGCGGAGCUGACCAACCCUGGGUGUCUGCCUUGUGCCGCUAGGGCUCCCGUUCUGGCUCAGGCCCCCAGCUUUUCUCCUGGGUUCGCGGCUGACCGAUGCUUUUUCUUUCGUCCUUACCCACCUUUCCCUCCCUCCUACCCCAAUCUCUCCUCUCUCUCUGUCCCUCUCUCUCCCUCUCUCCCUCUCUCUCUCCGCCCCCUUCCCCCAGCCUUUCUCCUGGCACGCACGUUUUUCCCGGACCCCGCGCAAGCGCGUGCCUCAGCCCUAUUACGAAAGGGCGGGGUAGACAACCUGCCGCUGGGAAAUACCCCCAAGUAACCCAAGGCUGACAAAGAUUGGGGCUACAGGGUAGCCAAAAAGAGAAGUCAGAGGAGGCGAGGUGGAGCCUGGCAUUUUCGAGGAAAAGGGAAAAGCUUUGAAGAAGGGCGCCUAAAGAUGGAAUGAAGAGCAAUUUUUUAAAAAUGUUUUCUGAAGGUCUCCUGGGGACCUUACUCCGGGUAUGAUGAGGAGGCUUAUUCGGCUGGGCCGCUGCCGGAGCUCUGUUACAAGGCUGAUGUCCAGGCUUUCAGUCGGGCCUUCCAACCCAGUGUCUCCCUGAUGGUGGCUGUGCUGGGUCUGGCGGGCAAUGGCCUAGUCUUGGCCACACAUCUGGCAGCCCGACGAACUACCAGAUCUCCCACCUCCGUUCACCUGCUCCAGUUGGCCCUGGCUGACCUCUUACUGGCCCUGACCUUGCCUUUUGCUGCAGCAGGGGUUCUUCAGGGCUGGAAUCUAGGAAGUACCACCUGCCGUGCCAUCUCAGGCCUCUACUCCGCCUCCUUCCACGCCGGCUUCCUCUUCCUAGCCUGUAUCAGCGCCGACCGCUAUGUGGCCAUCGCACGAGCUCUCCCAGCCGGGCAGCGGCCCUCUGCGCCUAGCCGUGCGCACUUGGUCUCAGUCUUAGUGUGGCUGUUGUCGCUGUUUCUGGCUCUACCUGCGCUCCUUUUCAGCCGGGACGGGCCACGGGAAGGCCAACGACGCUGUCGGCUCAUCUUUCCCGAAAGCCUCACGCAGACUGUGAAAGGGGCAAGCGCGGUGGCGCAGGUGGUCCUCGGCUUCGCGCUGCCUCUGGGCGUCAUGGCAGCCUGUUAUGCGCUCCUGGGCCGCACGCUUCUGGCCGCCAGGGGGCCAGAGAGGCGGCGUGCACUGCGUGUCGUGGUGGCCUUGGUGGUGGCCUUCGUGGUGCUGCAGUUGCCCUACAGCCUCGCCCUUCUGCUGGAUACAGCCGAUCUACUGGCAGCCCGCGAGCGGAGCUGCUCCUCCAGCAAGCGCAAGGAUUUAGCUCUGCUGGUCACCGGCGGCUUGACGCUGGUCCGCUGCAGCCUCAACCCGGUGCUUUAUGCCUUUUUGGGCCUGCGUUUCCGCCGGGACCUGCGGAGGCUGCUACAGGGCGGAGGAUGCAGCCCGAAGCCCAACCCUCGUGGCCGCUGCCCCCGCCGACUCCGCCUUUCUUCCUGCUCCGCUCCUACUGAGACCCACAGUCUCUCUUGGGACAACUAGAGCUACAAUUCCAGAGAAGGGGGAGGGCUAAAGAAACGAUCCCAGGGCGGGUAAUAAAAAGGGGGAGUAAGUAGGGGGACGUUGAGAAAGACUUCAGGAUCUAAAGGGAUUGCCUCUGCGCUUAAUUAAAUUGAUCUAAUGCAAAUGAGAUGCAACCCAACUACUGUUACUAUUUUUGAAUUACUAGCUUUGGAAAGGAGUUGCAGCAGGGCCAAGACAGUGGGUUACACCCCCACGCCCCUACUUGAGUCUGAGUGGGAGGAGUGGGAGGCGUGAGGGGACAGGGGUUGCUGAGUCGGCUAAAGCUUUGAGUGCUGACACGCCCUCUGCUUCACUCAGUCUCUGCCAACCGAGGUGAGGUGGGAAGGCUGCCAGGUGAGGAGGGGCGGGGUUUCUCCUCGGGACUGGUAAGAAAGGGCUUUCUAACAACCCUAGCGCUAUCCAGCAAUGGCUGCUUUAGCAAGUACCUAGCUCCCAGUGUGUGAAAUGUACGGGGUGAUCGCUGUCCCAAGCUGUAUGUGCGUGCGUCUGGUAGGGGUAGGAGGCAAGAGAUUCUAGUUGGGGUGGGUUUUUGGAUCCCUUCUAAAGUCCUGCUAUGGAAAAAAAAAAAACGCUAAUUAAAAAAGUUGAGUCUGAA